Messenger RNA from Linum trigynum, 3374 nucleotides. The record is from the annotation of a GenBank genome assembly. Lineage: Eukaryota; Viridiplantae; Streptophyta; Magnoliopsida; Malpighiales; Linaceae.
UGUCAACCCGCGGGUCGACCCACUUUGACACUAGCAUGGUGAGAAAAACGAGCUGCACGCACCCGUCGGGUCGAUUACUACAAGGUCCCGGGUUGGAGGUCAAAUUGUGUGUCUUUUUUUUUUGUUUGCGAAAUGUGCUUAUUUUUCGAUUUUUCUUUUCGCCUAACUCAACCUUUGGAAUCCUAAGUUGAACAUUUGAAUAUUGAUGUCAUAUAAGUGUGUGUGAAUUUUCACUAUAUGUUGGAUCUAAGUACGAUAUGUUAUUUUGGUGGAAUAUUAUAUGUUAUAACUCAUAUGUUAGAUGAAAUUUUAUAUAAUUUAUCAGGAUAAGUACAAUAUAAUGACUCUUUCCAUAUUUUCGGGCUAAACCAAGCUAAAACGGGUGACCCAAUAACCUUUGACCCACUAGCUCUGCCGGAUCUGGGUCAAUCCGCGGGUUGACAACAUUGAUAACAUACAACACACUACUUUCGUAGUAUUGAAAAAAAAAACUUUAGGAAACAACAAAAUGUCAUUUUCUUUUGAUCAAUGAAAACAGAAUGUCGUUUUCUAAAAUGGUGUUUUGGAAUUGGGAAAAACCUUUUCUUUGUGUUGGGACUCAUACGAUACAAAAGGCAUCCCAUCAGAGCAACCGUUCUGCGACUGCCACAGCCUGCCACGUGCAGAGCUGAAAGGCAUUCUACCGGCCUUGGGGGCGUAAAUACCCAAAUACCCCUCUCCUCCUCCCCCUAAUCCCUAAUUCCAAAUUCAUCUUCAUUCUUCAUCCCCUGAAUUCCAAUCGCUUUCUAUCCAUCUCCAUUACACGCUAAUUGAAUCCGCCCAAUUUCGCUCCACCUUUCCAUCCGCCGCCGCAGCAGCAGCUCAAAAGCAAUCCGAUUCCUGAAUUCCCCCAUCCGGUGAUCAUAUCUUUCCUCCCUGAUUCAAACAGCUCGAUCCCCUCCUCUUCCCCCCCCCCCCCCCCCCCCCCCCCCCCCCCCCCCCCCCCCCCUUUCGCCUCGCGAGGAAUCGACUCACACAAUGGCGACGCUGCAGAAAUUCAAGCAUUUCGCCGCGCAGUGUGGAGCGGCGUCGACGGGGAACCCGACGCAGAGUCCAACCACCAGCCCGGUCGUCCACCUCCGCCGCCGCAGGACCCUCCGCAUGCUCCUCUCUCGCGGCUCCCCCGCCGUCGACCACCACCGUCGAGCUACGGCGAUGUUCGACGAGGGCCAGAAGCAGCGGCGGGAUCUGCCGUCCGAUUGUGAGAGGGCCAGAAGGAGAUUGAAGGAUCUGUUCGUCUCUUCUUCACCUCCGUUCGAUGAUGAUAGGACCAAGAAUCGGGGUCGCGACGGCGUCCGGAUGCUGACUGCCGGCCCCGGUGAAAGUGACGACGGCGCUAGCGAUCGCGGUGUUGGGAGCAAUGGUAAUUAUACUAGUAGUGGCUUUGGUCGCGGUUUCUCCGGUCGUCGGAGAGGGCUCAGACAGGGUGCGGCGUCGUUUCGGUGUAGGUUACUGAGGAGAGCUUGGCGGCCUGUACUGGUCACUAUUCCAGAAUAGUCAGCCAGCCAGCCACUAGAUUAGUAAUUUUUUUUUUCCGUCGUUGAAAACUUGAAAUCUGUACGUAUAAUGAAAUGGAACGUAUUUCAUUUUCUGAAAUUUUUGUCUCCCCAAUUUUCGUAGGCUGAGAUAAUUAGAUUUUGUUAACCCCUAAUUUUGGAUAGAGAAAGAGAUUGGAUACAUGGUUGGAACCAAACCGGAGCUUAUUUUGAUUCGUCCCGCCCAAUGGUUUGGUUUCUUGUUUAAUCGAAUUUGGUUGAGCCGUCGAGUCGGGCUAAAAGUGUGUUUAGUUUGAUAUAGUUCGACCUUGAUGAAGAUUUCAAAUUUGAAUUCACUAGUUUUCCUCAAGGAAACUAGUCACGUACACGGAUUUGGAGGAUUUGACUCUUUAAAAAUUAUGGGAAUUUGAAUCGGUUUUGAUGGAAGCAAAAGGUUUGACUUUUGUUCAUUGUAAUUGGAAAUACGAGUAGAUUGUUGAACUACUGGUAAGUGGGUGAAUUUGGGUUGAUUCGAUAUUUUUUUGGGUGGAGAGUCAUGCCGACGUUAGUGUGCGUAACUAUCCCCAUAACGGCCAAUUACUUCCGUCGGCUCGCUCAACUCAACAAUGAGCCGUAAAAUUCGGUGAUGCGCCAAGGAGUAAUAUAUUAUUGGUUUGAACAACGCUAGUGUACCGUUUCUUUAAUGAUUACAGGGCCUUGGAAGAAUGGCGAUCUUGUACUUGUAUGGAUGUUGUGAAACCGGUUUAUACUUUUAGGAUGGUUUGACAAUUGGGAUUGUUCGAUUAGUGGUAUGACAAGUUUACGUUGAUUUUAGCAAAAUAACUAGACAAGUAAGAAAUUAUUAAUACUAACAGAAAUUAGACAAUUUUUAUAAAAUCAACAUCCAUACAUGAAAAAAAUACUUAUAUUUCAAACAAAAUGAAAAUCAUCAAAACCUUGAAUCCCAAUAUCCAAAUAUCCAGACCUUUAUAGUUUAUACUUGAGUCCAAUUGAACCCAAUUGCAGACAUGACAACCAUGAGCCAGUUUCGUGUCAUUUUGCUCUUUGGAGCUUUCUUAGAGCUGCUCAUCUCGUGGCAUAACAGGCUCUUUUAUCGGGAGUCCGGUUGCAUACGGACUACCGUUCUUUAUUAUUAUCUGUCUUAUAUGUUUGUUGUCCGGCCAUGCCCUGGGGCUUAUCUUGGAUAAAAAAAAAAACAUGAGUUGUACGAUUGAGAUCAUUGGUGAAUCCCCAUUAAUAUAUGGUAGAGUUUUGUGUAAUUUUCUCUAUUUCAAAUUUUCUGUAACGAGAGUGAAAGUAGGAAGGACAUUUUUGUCUUUACAAUUAUUUAUUUAUUUCAAAUAAAAAAUAUCAAUAUCAAGAUUUGAACCCAAGUCUCUUGAAACACGGACAACAAUCUAACCAACUACACUAAAUGAAUUUGUUGUUUCUAUUUGAUAUAAAACAUACACUAAACUCUCGAAAGUUAAUGACUUUUACAUCAUGAACAACAAGCCCACUAAGUCUAUCAUAUUUAUUUUUAUGGUGCUUAAUACUUCAAUUUCCAUAGUAGAGUUUCAUGUAAUUUUAUCCAUUUUAAAAUUCAUGCUGUUUAGAGCCUGGAAUAAAAUAUAUACAACAAAGACAUUCAAAUUCAUGUAUUAUGCCCCAUUAUAAACCACACCAGCCAUAGGUUUAAGACACCACAAUGAUUUUGCAAUGAUGUUUCAUAAUUUAAAAUACUACCGUUGAUUGAAAAUUUAAUAACUUAUAUAUAUUUAUGGCAAAGGCUAGCAUGCGUCUGACAUAUUAUUUAUUUAUUUCAAAUAAAAAAUAUCAAUAUAAAGAUUUGAACCCAUG